Molecule: messenger RNA, 3738 nt
Organism: Talpa occidentalis (Iberian mole)
Lineage: Eukaryota; Metazoa; Chordata; Mammalia; Eulipotyphla; Talpidae
Gene: TBC1D22B
Product: TBC1 domain family member 22B
Exons: 13
Coding region: 139-1656 (505 amino acids)
Biological process (GO): activation of GTPase activity
Molecular function (GO): GTPase activator activity
Source: RefSeq, a predicted model, not a curated record
GAUGGCGUCCCCAGGAGCUGGGAGCGGGUGACCAGCGGCGGGGAAGCGGCCUGGGUUGGCCCUCCGAUUGCCGGGUCCUGGGGGCAUCUCUCCAGGUACCCCCUGGCCCGCCUACAAGGCCUUCUCCAGGCCAGAGCAAUGGCCUCCGAGAACAGCAAGCAGUUUUGGAAGAGGAGUGCCAAGCUGCCGGGGAGCAUCCAACCUGUGUAUGGAGCACAGCACCCUCCUCUGGAUCCUCGGCUCACCAAAAACUUCAUUAAAGAACGGUCAAAGGUCAACGCAGUUCCUCUGAAGAGUAAGAAGGCCUCCAGUUUUCAUGAGUUUGCCCGGAAUACCAGUGAUGCUUGGGACAUUGGUGAUGAUGAGGAAGAGGACUUUUCCUCACCUUCUUUCCAAACUCUGAACUCAAAAGUUGCUUUGGCCACCGCAGCCCAAGUCCUAGAAAACCACAGCAAGCUGAGAGUGAAACCAGAACGGUCCCAGUCCACAACAUCUGACAUUCCAGCCAGCUACAAGGUCAUAAAGUCCAGCAGUGAUGCCCAGCUGUCCAGAAAUUCCAGUGAUACCUGUCUGAGGAACCCGCUUCACAAACAGCAGUCGCUCCCUCUCCGACCCAUCAUCCCCCUUGUUGCCCGGAUCUCUGACCAGAAUGCUUCUGGGGCACCCCCAAUGACUGUCCGGGAGAAAACUCGCCUAGAAAAAUUCCGUCAGCUUCUCUCCAGCCACAACACUGACUUAGAUGAACUGAGGAAGUGUAGCUGGCCAGGGGUUCCCAGGGAGGUUCGACCUGUAACCUGGAGACUCCUGUCGGGCUAUCUCCCCGCAAACACUGAGAGGAGGAAGCUGACCCUGCAACGGAAGCGAGAGGAGUAUUUUGGCUUCAUUGAGCAGUAUUAUGACUCUCGGAAUGAGGAACAUCACCAGGAUACCUACAGACAGAUUCACAUUGACAUUCCAAGGACGAAUCCUCUCAUUCCAUUGUUCCAGCAGCCACUUGUACAGGAGAUCUUUGAAAGAAUUCUAUUUAUUUGGGCCAUCCGACACCCUGCCAGUGGGUAUGUCCAGGGAAUUAAUGACCUGGUCACUCCGUUCUUUGUCGUCUUCCUCUCAGAAUAUGUGGAAGAGGAUGUGGAGAACUUUGACGUGACCAACUUGUCUCAAGACAUGCUGCGAAGCAUUGAAGCCGACAGCUUUUGGUGCAUGAGCAAGCUGCUGGACGGGAUCCAGGAUAACUAUACCUUUGCACAACCAGGAAUCCAGAAGAAGGUCAAGGCACUGGAAGAGCUUGUCAGCCGGAUUGAUGAGCAGGUACAUAAUCACUUCAGGAGGUACGAGGUCGAAUACCUACAGUUUGCUUUCCGUUGGAUGAACAACCUGCUUAUGCGGGAGCUCCCCCUUCGCUGCACCAUCCGCCUGUGGGACACAUACCAGUCUGAACCAGAAGGGUUCUCCCACUUUCAUCUCUACGUGUGUGCAGCUUUCUUGAUCAAGUGGAGGAAAGAGAUAUUGGAUGAGGAAGACUUUCAGGGUCUCCUCAUGCUGCUACAAAACCUACCUACGAUACACUGGGGCAACGAAGAAAUCGGGCUGCUUCUCGCUGAGGCCUACAGACUCAAGUACAUGUUUGCCGAUGCCCCAAAUCACUACCGCCGAUAGGUGCUGUGUCCCCAUGGGGACCCCGACUGCCCCAUCUCUGAUGGCAAUCUGAUCACUGUGGCCACUGUGCGAGCCGUGGACCCCGGCCAGGAACCACUCCUGCUGUAAAAAGCUCACAUCUGCCGCCCAGGUCUUAACUUUUUGGCGUGCCUGUCCACCACUCCAUGUCUCCGGAUGGGUCUCUUGGACCACUAUCAGUAUUCCAUGCCAUGUGGAUGGGCCGAGCUCGGGGAGAGGACAAAAAGGAGGUACAGGGUUGUCUGCCCCUUUCAAAGAAACCGGACAAAAGAGGGGAAGACUCAGGGUCUCAACUCGCUUUGUCCCUACAAGGACUGGCUGUCUCUUGCCUCCCGACCCCAAUGGAUACCUUUGCUUUUUGUGAUAUAGUUUAAUUUGAUCACAGGUCAAGAAACGCCUUAUGUUUUGAAAACACUCCCAGUACCCACCCCCCACCCCGUCCUCCCUAGUUCCCUAGCCUUUCCCCUUCUGCCCUAGUCUGAGCCAGCGAGGGUCAGCUUUUUAAGAUGGAGGAGGCACUGAUGCUUAUAACUUUGGGAAGCGGCCUACACCCAAGGGCUAGGAGUUUUAUUUUUCCUUUCUCACCAGAUGUCUGUGUGCCUGCAUUUAUGUGCGGGUGUGGGUGUACGCACCCACUAGCAUUUAGCUACGUGUCUGAAUUUCUCUGUCUGACUGGCCCCAUCGCCACCAGCUGGCAAGGGCUCAGUGACCAAGUGUACAAAUGUCCCUCAAGAAAGAUCAGGGCAGGGGCGGGACAAGGGGCUUUUUACCUCUCCAAACCCUUUCUCCAUGAUGACCCACUCCAAGAUAUGAUGUGUAAAUUGUGUUAUUAUGUAUAUGGGUAAAGUUGUACAAAUAUAUGUCCUCUUUGUAGCAGAUAUGAUUUUAUAUUUAUAAUGUGCAUUGACAUGUGAAAGCAAUCUAGGUCACUAGCACAGAUGAAGUUGCCGGGCAGGUGACUUCAGCACCUCCGGGUUGGUUUCUGGGUGCCUUCCUGCGAGGGAGGUGAGUCUGCCAGAGCGCGCGCAGCUGAGCAGAUAAGGGGCUGCUUGGAGCACCCUAAGCAUCAGUGUCUCAGUUUUCCUCUCCUGCCCUUCUUCCCUCUCACCCCAGUCUCGUGGAGCAUCUUCCCUGCUCCCUCCCCCCUCCUCAGCAGACAGAGCUCCUUACCCUUCACCCCUGCCACCUCCCAAAGAGAGCGACAGAGGCAGAAGCCCUUCUACAUGUUUUUCACCCCUGUGUUUCCCCAUUCUGGGGAGGGCUUUUGUUUUCACAUUUUUAAGUCAGCGUUGUAUUCCAGACAAGCUGUGACUGAUUCCUCAGUGCCAAGGAAGGGGGUUUGCUGUAUUCCCUGGGGUUUAGCCUCUUCUCAGAGAGGCUUUCCCACAUCCCCCACUGUCACCAUUCACCUCACACAGCUCGUGAGAUGUGUGACCCUGGUCCGUUCUUGGCGUUUAGUAAUGGAGAGGUAGGGGACAGCUGUCAUCUUCUUGGGAAGCUAGGUGGUGUCCCCAGUGGGUCUCUGCCAGUGAAGCCCCCCACACGGCAUGUUACAUUUCUCAUCAGGAGCUGUUUCUCAGGCAUUCUUCUGCCCCUUUUCCUUUUCCCCUCAGUGUGCCUCAAUAGUCUCCUUCACAGAGCAGGAGGGCAUCUGACCCUCCCUCAACCGGACUAACUAAAGAAAGACACUUGUGAUCCCAAGUGGUGGUUUUAUUUUUUUAGUUUUUAUGUUUGUAUGGGAAAUUGUGGAAAAAGUGAAUGCAUUGUAAAUAAAUAGUGUAUUUCCUCCUCCACUGCUGAUUUUUUCUUUCAUGGAUUUGUGUAACCUGGAAACUAAGGCACCUCCUUUUCUUGGGUCAUUUUGCUGACACUACUAAGUACGGGGGUCCAGCCUUCAUAGAGCCAGCAGGGGAUCGAUAGAAGAUAGAUAGGCCAUCUCAGAGGAUAUCAGCAACCCCCUGCUGAGCACCUACUCAUGAAGGAGGCUGCAAACUACAGAAAUGAGGAACACAGUUCCCGAUAGCUGACUUUUACAGACACCCUUGCCAUGUGCCAAGCACUGUC